CCGCGCCAGGGUUCACGCGAGACGCACGCGGCCCACGAUCGUGUCACUAAAAAUAAUAAAAUGAAUAAAAGCCAGUGAAUGUAACAGAAUUUUGACAGUGGUUCCACUCGAUUUGGCGUUUAGCAUCGAAAUCAGCGGCCCUCCGAUGCUGUCCGGCUGAAACAGAUUCGUUUCAACAUUGUUUUCGCGUCCUCAAACAACGAAUCAUCACCAAAACUCCAUAUAAAGUAGAAUAAAGAUUCAAAAAUAAUGUGCGACGCGGCAGUACGUGUGUCUGCUCCCGUAGCGCGUUCGGUAACCUUCGGCAGUUUCCGUCAAAGCUGUCAAUGAGACAGCGCUAUGGCGGAGAAAGUCAGCUGAUCGGAAAGUCGCCCGCGCCGGCCUCGCAGCAAGAGGCGAAUUAAGCGCAUCAUGCAGGUGUUUGGCGAAUGGGCUCAGGUGGAGGUGGUGGAGCUGGUGAACGAUGGGUCGGGGCUGGCGUUCGGCAUCGUGGGCGGCCGCUCCUCCGGCGUGGUCGUCAAGAGUGUGCUGCCCGGCGGAGUCGCUGACAGGGACGGUAGACUCCGCAGUGGCGACAUGCUCCUGCGCAUCGGCGCGGUGUCCGUGGUGGGGAUGUGCGCGCGGCAGGCGGCGGCCGUGCUGCGGCAGUGCGGCGCAUGCGUGAGACUGCUUGUUGCGAGGCCGGCCGCGGCCAGUGGCGUGCCCAUACCUGAUACACGGCAGAAUAUACAGCCUCUAGGUGCACCACCAGCGCCAGUAGUACCGUCCCGCCUGCUAGCAGACCCGAUAGAGCUGGAGCGGCGGCUGUCGGAGGCUGGCCACGAUGGGUUCGGAGCACUCUGCGAGGAUACGUCACCACCUUCUCCGCCUCCCACCAUCAUUGAGGAGCGGCUGCAUCAUCGGCCGGUGGCGUCAAUAGUAGCGGUGGUGCCACGUGGCGCGCUGGCUCCGUCUCCCCGACCUCCUGCCAUCGUGCAGCCGCCGCCGCAGCCACAACCACCACCUCUCAGGUUGCCCCUGGACAUGGCAGUGCGCGGCACGGGCGAGCCGGAGACGCUCAGCUACGACGUCGAGCUGAACAAGGACUCCGCGCUAGGACUCGGCAUCACCGUCGCUGGAUACGUUUGUGAACAAGAGGAACUGAGCGGUAUCUUCGUAAAGAGUAUCAGUGAGGGCAGCUCAGCAGAUCUUUGCGGGAAGAUACAGGUCAACGACAGGAUUGUAGAGGUGGACGGUGUCUCCUUGCAUGGAGUGACGAACCAUCGUGCUGUAGCGUUAUUGCGGGAUGCUAAGGGACCUGUAGUACGACUGAAAGCUCUUAGGUAUCUUCGCGGGGCGGGGUUUGAGAAGCUGCAGAAGGCGCUAGCAGCUCAAGAUGGUAGGAGGUCACCGAUUGCACCACCCAGUCCUUCUGUUACGUCUCUCGCCAAGUAUAGCUUUAGUGUGUACGACGAAUCAACAGUGAUAGAAGCGGAACCGGAGUCAGAGAUCCAGCCUCACCUUCCCUCCCCGAUGUCGCCCUCCGAGGAGGCGAAGAUUGUGAUAGGAAGGGACGAUGAGGUGUCGGAGAGGGAGGCGCGACGUAUACAGGACAAGUGGCGGGACAUACUGAAGCAGGAGACAGAUUGGCCUGGACACCAGUACCAGUAUGAUAUUGUGGUGGGCACAAUAAUGAAAGAGAAGGACAGUGGUCUGGGCAUCUCCCUAGAAGGCACAGUGCGCGUGGUGGCUGGCAAGGAGGUGCAGGCCAGACACUACAUCCGAGCCAUCGCGCCUAAUGGACCCGUGGCCAGACUCGGCAUGUACAGGGUUGGGGAUGAACUGCUUGAGGUGAAUGGUUGGCGAGUACUAGGCGCGCAUCACGUGGAGGUGGUGACGAGACUACGAGCCGUGACGUCACCCGUCAUACUGGUGGUAGUCAGGAAGAGAGACCAACUGCACCACACCAACAAUGACCGACUGCCUGAUGCUGGGUUUGCGAGGAGUAACAUCCUGGGAGGCAGCUUACAGGACCUGCUGAGUCCACCUCAGCGGUUGAUCAAGGCGAAGUCAGAGAGCUCAGUGGCGUCGCUGUGUAGCGCUACUACUGUCAUGUCUGCUCCACAUGACCACGAUGAGUUCUGUUCAGAAGACCUGGAACGCGUUAGAUCAAGGUCCUUAGAACCAUUGAGUGGACUGGCGAUGUGGAGCGACCAUGUCGAGUACAUACAGCUGCUGAAGGAGGACAGGGGACUCGGGUUCUCUAUACUGGAUUAUUUGGACCCGUCGGAGGCCGGCAGUUCAGUGAUAGUGGUGCGGUCGGUGGUGUGUGGGGGCGCGGCGGCGCGCGACGGGCGGCUGGCGCCGGGCGACCGCCUCGUGUCCGUCAACGGCCGCCACCUCGCGCGCGCGCCGCUCGCCGCCGCCGUCGCCGCCAUCAAGGCUGCCCCGCCGGGAAUAGUAACAAUCGGGAUAUCGAAGCCGUUACCCUGUAGCACUGUGGUUGGUGGCGAGAAGGCGAACGGACAUAGCAUACAAGGAAGCCAGGAAUGCAUCAAUUCCCUGGCAUCUGAUGACCACACUGGCAUGGAUUCCUUCCACGAAUGUCUGCAGGAAUAUGGAGAAGGUCUCGAAGUAGUACAAAUAUGCCUCGAACCUGAAGAAGCCUCCAUAAAAGAUGAUGAACUAUCUGCCUUAGGAGAUAUAAGCCUCGAUGACUGCAAGAAAAUUGAAAAUGAUUUUAAUAUAAAUGGUACAACUGAGAUUAAAAUUAACGGAGUCGCAGAAAUGAAGUUUUCGAAGUCAGAAGAGUCUUUAGAUGAUCAUGAUGAUGAUAUGACAAUAACUGAAGAUGAUGUCUUAGUCGCGCCUAGAGAACUACAGGAUACCAGAAGUAAGUCUGCUGAUAGAAAAGAAGAUGGAGAAAGAUGUUUAUCCAAGCAACAAAGUAAAGAUAUUUCCACAUCGGAUGAAAUGGUAUUUGCAGUUACACCGACUGGAUUAGAAAGAAUAAGUUUCGACAAAUAUUGGAAGGAGAGCGACGUGAAAAUAGACACCGAAUUAUCUAAAGUGAAGAGCGAUGAAAGUUGGAAAGAGUGCCUCAAUUCCCCAAACGAAGACACCGUUAGUUUCUACGAUGCGACCACAAGAAUUUCCGUCCAGGAAGAAAAUAAUUCCCUUCUGUAUAUAGAUCAUGAGAUAGACGGUUACGAAACAUGUCUGGACGAAGACUCGUCAUCACAGAAUUGUACAGUAAAAAACGGUCGUAAAAUGAACGGCGAUACUGACAUCAAAGAGUUCAGUAAACACGAUGAUAAAAUAGUAUUUAAAAACAAAGACAACGAUGUAAGUGCCAAAACAGUAAAGCAACAGAACACUGCCAAUGCGACGGGUGGCGACGACGUCUCGUACAGCCGCCCGUACGUCCACGAACAUAUAAUAAAGCAGAUGAAAUCAUUGAGAAUAGAACCAUUAAACGUAAACAUUACUCAUAAAAAGAAGAAGAAAGAAAGGAGUCCCACGAAACCGUCCAAACAAGAGAGGAUACAAUGCGUCGAAUACUACAACGACCAAGCUGAAUGCUUGAAAGAAAUACGACAGAAGAAGUUGGAAGAAGAGAAAAAGCACAAAGCGGAGCACAAACAUAAAGAGAAGAAGCACACAGACGAACACAAGCACAAAGAACAUAAGCACAAAGAAGAAAAGAAGACGAAAGAAGACAAGAGAAGUAAAGAAACGAGUUUAAUGGUUAUGGAUAAGAAGAUACAUUUAACACAGGAACCUAGUGAAGAGUCUACUGAUUUGGAGACGAACUAUGUUCCGGGGUGUCACAAGUGUUUCUUAGAAAACUAUGCGUAUGCUAUAACUAAAGCAUACAUGGCUGAGGCAAAUGCGUGUAAAUAUUGUGAAGUGAUUAGAGAGAUGUUGGAAGUGCCUAAGAACUCUAACCGGCGUGGGUCAGCACCAGCGCUGGUGAACUUGGACAGCUGUUCAGAGACUGAAGAUGAAGACCUACUUAUGGUGCCGAUAGUGAAGGAUAGGAGGAAAUCAGCUGGGAUUUUAAAGUUCCCUAACGCUGCAAGAAGACCUAGCUACGCCCCACCGACGAUGACGGUGACAGUAUCAGCCGACAGGCGGUCGGACGCGCUGGCGGCGCAGCGGUGGGGCUCGCCGCGACAGGUCACACUCAAGCGGAGCCCUGGCGCUCCACUGGGCGUCAGUAUUGUUGGUGGCAAGGUUGACAUAAUCUCAAAUCGUGAUGGCGAGGAAGGUGAAGAGAAGGCUAUAUUCGGGAUCUUCAUCAAAAACGUGGUGCCUGGCAGUCCAGCGGGGAACUGUGGGGAGUUACAAUCGGAAAGUCAUCGAAUGACUGCUCCCGCGUGGGUGAGACGGGAGGGAAUGUCAGACUCUUACUGA
Messenger RNA from Spodoptera littoralis (African cotton leafworm), 4395 nucleotides. The record is from the annotation of a GenBank genome assembly. NCBI's taxonomy places the organism in Eukaryota, Metazoa, Arthropoda, Insecta, Lepidoptera, Noctuidae.